Fusarium coffeatum is the source of this 975-nucleotide messenger RNA. RefSeq lists its product as uncharacterized. The transcript is spliced from 2 exons. Gene Ontology annotation, molecular function: shikimate 3-dehydrogenase (NADP+) activity. Bases 1 to 975 code for a protein of 324 amino acids. Gene Ontology annotation, biological process: shikimate metabolic process; chorismate biosynthetic process. NCBI's taxonomy places the organism in Eukaryota, Fungi, Ascomycota, Sordariomycetes, Hypocreales, Nectriaceae. The record is from RefSeq and is a predicted model, not a curated record.
AUGUCUGUCCAACAACAACAAACAACCUACCCUUCAGGGGACUCCCUCCAAUCAAACCAAGUCUCCCAACUUGAACGCCACGGCUACCUAUUCGGCAAAAAACUCACAGCUUCACUCUCACCAUUCCUUCAUAAUGUUGUUUAUCAAGAUUUGGGACUCAACUGGGGUCAAGUGCGACUUGAUUCAGCUGAUAUUCCUGCAUUCUUAAAAUUGGCCCAACAUCCCGACUUUUACGGCGCCUCAGUUACUAUGCCAAACAAAGUCGCCAUCGUUCCUUACCUGGAUGAACUUACAGAAGAGUGCCGUGAUGUCGGUGCUUGUAAUACGCUGUAUAUUCGUGAGAAGGAUGGUCGUCGAAUCUUCUGUGGCGCAAACACGGAUGUCCUUGGUAUCAGCGAGUCAUUCUACCAGAACAUCACAGAUCCUGAUGCUGUAUUCCACAACAAGCCUGCUCUCGUCGUUGGUGGUGGAGGUGCAGCGAGAAGUGCUAUUUAUGCUCUUCGAAAGAAGAUGCAGGCUACGACGAUAUAUCUCGUCAACCGCGACGAAUCAGAAGUCCAAGCCGUCAUUGCAGACUGUGCAGCACGCGGCUACGGCGAAGGUCUCUUGCACGUCAAGACCACAAGCCAAGCAUCAUCUCUUCCCGCCCCAGGCGCCAUCGUCGCAUGCGUACCAGACUUUGAACCCGAGACACAAGAAGAGAUCCAAGCGCGCGCAGUUACAGAGACGUUCCUCGACAAGCCAGAGAAGGGUGCUAUUCUGGAGAUGUGCUACAACCCUACACCUUUUACAAGACUUGGUGCUAUAGCGGAGGAUAAGGGAUGGAAUGUUAUUUUGGGAACUGAAGCGUUGAUAUAUCAGGGUUUGGAACAGGAUAAGUACUGGACGGGCAAGACUUUGGAGGAGUUGCCGGUUGAGAAGGUGAAUGUUGCUAUUGCUGAGAAGGUUGCUCAACGGGCGGAGAGCAAGUUGUAG